UCCCCCACUCCGACAGCUUCACUCUGGAAGAGGAAAGUGAACGGGGAGGGUUGGACAACGUGGCACACAGGGACCCCCCAACCCCCUGUAUUUACCAACAACAGGCGUUUAUUUCCCAGCACUCUGCCGUCCUAGCACACGGGCUCUCUCUGAAAACUUCCCUUCUACCUCGACAAAUAAAUGCCAAGAGAAACAACACAAACGCCAACAGAUAAGGAUCGCUGCUCAGAAGCGAAGAGAAAGACGAACAGUCGGACAAACACGUAGACAAAAACAAUAAAAGCGCACGGAUCGUCGCCGUUGCCUUUCUCAAUGCAUACCCUUUGUGCCCGGGGAACGAUGAAACCAGAGAUUAACGCCGCCGUCGGAUUUCUGUCGAGAUUUCUGAGGGUAAAAGGACACGUAAACGAUCGACAGGUCCAAACAUUCAGCCAAAGCUUACAGGACAUUUUGGCAGAGCAAUAUAAGCACCACUGGUUCCCAGACAGACCCUGCAAGGGUUCAGGUUACCGCUGCAUCCGUAUCAACCACAAGAUGGACCCUCUGGUGUGGCAGGCAGGCCAGCGCAUCGGCCUAACCAUCCAGCAACUCUACCUGCUGCUGCCCAGUGAGCUCACGCUCUGGGUGGACCCGUUCGAGGUGUCCUACCGCAUCGGCGAGGAUGGCUCCAUCUGUGUCCUGUAUGAGUCGCAGCCCGGGGUGCCUGCAGGGUUGCCUGCAUCAGCCACCACCGGCGCCCCCUCAGGAAACAGCGGGUCGGUGAGCCCCAUGGUGGACAGUCACAUCAGCUGCAAGGAGGAACUGAUGGUGCUGGGCAGAACCAGUCCCUCCAAAGCUUACAAUAUGAUGACUGUGUCCAGUUAAAGUGGCACAUCACCCCGGCCUACUUUUGUUCAGGGUCACACCAUGGAUGGUUAGAUCAUUUGACCAGACCAGGGUGAGCCUUUUUAAAGCUAAGAAUAUGAAAUGAAAUAGUGAAAGAAGAAAAAAGCGAAAGAAAAUAAAACAGAGGAUGUGGCCUAUCAUCCAGGUGAUGGAAACCUUGUAGGUUCGAUAUUUUUUACCCUAACUCCCCAUUAUUUUCUGUUCUGUUGUGUCAUUGGAUCAGCUGGGCACUCCGUUUUUUAGGAGAGGCUUUGUGGAAAUGGAACUGUUGGGGCAGCUAUACCAACCAACCAGGAACCCCCAUGGAGACUGGCUCCACCUACCCCCCCGACUGUAAACAACAUGGUGAUCAGCUCCAUCACUGAUGGGGCGGUCAGCAUGGACUUUGCACUUUUCGUACUUGUGAUUACUAUGGGUACAUGUUCAACACAAAACACCAAAACCUAAAUUGUAAGGAUUUUUUAACAGGAACUACCCCUCGAAUUUCAAAAUCCAGAGGUUUUCAAUUUUUAUUUGUUUUGUUUCCUGGGUGGGGAGGAAGUUGAGGUUAAGACUGUGCCUUUUGCAAUAUAAGCUCAAAGUAAAGAAACACCCAAUAAGAGCAUCUCUAUUUUCUAUUAAAAAACCCUUUUUGGACCACAGGGAAUCAGUUUUCUUUAUCUUGUAGCUGUUGGAGGAAAGGUUCAUGUCUUACGUCUCUUCCUCUCCUUCUUCCAUCAACAUCGAACUUGAGAAAACCAACAUCUCUAUCUGCUCUUGGCCUGUAUGUAAGUGCAAGUUGAAAUGUGUUGUGACACCUGUUACCUAUGGAUACCAGUGUGUCUCAUUGCACUGUCGCCCUCCCAUUACCCAUAUAUGUGUAGCUUUCAAAGGAAGGGUGGGAAUCCGUCUCCUUCCCCUCUUCCUGUAAUUAAUGAAUGUUGUUGAAAUUCACAAUCAAGUUCCUGUGUUGUUAAUUUGCCCCCUUUUCCCCCACACCACUUUGUCAUCUCCUGCAUCACCAAAAUUCAAAGUGUAGCAAAGGGGGGCCUGUUUCACCCAAAUUUUGGUCAUGUGGCCCUGUUAGAAUUGACAUUGAAUGCACUUUGACGUGAGAUUGUGUGGGAUGUGUAUUUUUUACAGAAAAUUGCCUGCAUUCCAUCCAUUCGAAUGUCAUCUUUUCACACCAUGUUUUUUUUUUUGCCCUCCCCAUUUUUAGCCGUUUGUUCAUACUGUAGCUCCCGUGUUGGGAUAGACUGAUGUCUAUUAAAGUGGGAGUGUGCAAGUCUGGUUUUCAAAAACAUUUUUUACACUGUAUUUGUGAACAUUUCAGAGCUCUUGAUUUUAGGUGGAGUGUAUUUUUGGUGGUAUGUUAGAAACAUUCUGUCAUCCGUUCAUAUAGCACUGUUCAUCAAUGCUCUGGCAGGAUGCAGAGCCAAGUCCCCUCUUCCCUUCAAACACACAGAUGGUGAUUUGUGUUGCUGAUAGAGACAAAGGUUAGUCUGAAAGGUCUGGACUAAGUGAUGACUGUGUGAGACUUUGGCCAAAGGGAGGUCUGGAGCACUGACUGUUCAGAGAUUAAUUUCAACUUGAAUCAAAAACAACACCAGGCCUUGUCAGCCUUCGAUGUUCAUUCACAUUUCCAAGGUUGUGUAAAAGGGAGAGUCUUACCUUUUUGUGCAUUGGAGGUGCAUUGCCUUAUGGAGACCUCAUUAUCAUGAAUUAUGAGCCAUUCGUGAUUUUAAACAAAUAUCAGGCUUAUGUGUGCCAGCCUGGUGCAAUGUGCUGUCCAGACCCUCACUGGAGGUGUCCGCUUUCCAGCCUGGCAGCUUCAAAUCCCCCCACCCCCUUAGGUGGGGGUUAGAGUGCCUCAAGUGCCACAUAUCACCCCUGAGCUCAGACCUCCUGAUCAGCCAAAAGCAAGCCAGCAUGCUGCUAGCUGACCCCCUGUGGAUGCAGGUAGACUUAAUGUGACACAUAUCAUCAUCCAUCACUGUGGGGAGCUGGGUAAGGAAGGCAGGGAAGGGGGACUAGUGUGAGAGAGGGGGCCAGGGCCGGACUCCUUUUGUCCAGGGCAGCUAAAAUCCCUCCAGCCCCCUCUCUGGACUUAUUCAACAUCCCCCUCCUUGACCAGAAGCCCUCAACCCUCCCUCAGCAGUGAUGGAUAAAAACCAGCACACACGCUUGACGUCCUCAAGCUGCACUUAGGGGGGGUGGUGGUGGUGGUGAGAAACUAGGAAACAUGGAACAAAGAUGAAAAAUCGAGGGUACUAGGAUAUUGUUUUCUAUUUUCAUCUCACUGGAUUGCGCUGCACUUAAUUACUGAGUUUGAGUAGCAACUUUGUUUACAUGCCUGUGAAAGGAUGUGAUGACGUACCCCAACUUCACUCCUGGUUUUGAGGCUGAGUGGUAACAGCGAGCUAAAACAGAUGCUGGGACAGCUACGGUUGUUGUUCGGACCUUAGCCUCUGGCCGAAUCUGUCACGGCAGGCUGGUUCACCAGUCAUCCCCAGACCUAUGGGUGUUUAAGCUCCCCUAAGCCUGAGAGGAUCAUGGGUAAUGGAGCUAUAGCCUUUGACGCACUGCAACCCCUCUCCCCCCUCUUCUGCUCUCUGCUGAUACUCCCUUCAGCAAUCUGUGAAAAGCAGUGAUUCCAUGUUGGCCAGAUGGAGAGGAGCUCACUGGGAUGGGAGCCCAGAGCUUUGGUUUCCAUGGUGGACACCAGUUUUAAAUCAGCGCUGCUCCAUUAUAGCUCUUUAUGUCAUGUGACAAAAUAGUUAAUGAGAUUGGUCUAUAUUUCGGACACGAGAUGAUCAUCUCGUCUCACUUUUCUUUAGAUGUAUUUUUUUGUCACACUGGUAGACUAUCUCAUCUUUCCACUCUGCCGUUGCCAUUUUCUACUGUUCAUCCUCUUAACAAGAGGAUUUUUAGUCUGGUGAUCUAACCCACUUUUAACAGACCUGUUUUUAAACCUGCAAAAUCCUUAAAAAAAAUUAACUGAAUUCCUCUUCAGCACCUCCUCAACUGUACUACCACCACCCAAAAUGGUUUAAAUCCUCAGUAAUAUUGAUCAUUUAAAUGGCAUCCAUUCAGCUUGUGCGCACAUAGGUUACAGAAUUGUCAUGAGAGUGCUUUGAGUAGUCAGAGGUAAAAUAGCACAUAAAAUGCACUAAAUAUGUCAAGUUGAAGUUGUGUGACAUUUUUUUGAGACGCGAGGAGUCUCUUCUGGAAUGUAUUGCCAAACUCAGGCCUCGGACAUUCAAUAAAUACCCUUAUGGAGAAGUUGUGCAUGUUAAGACAUGAAACAGGAAGGGAACAGCAGUUUUGAUGUUGUUGUUAUCGUCAAUAUUGUCAUCGAUUAGUUGAAUUAUUGCCACUUUCACAUUUGAGGUGUUUUACAUAUUGUAGAAUGUAUUGUAACUGUACAACAAAUGGUAGAGUACAUAACAUUACACAUGGGAAGUGCCAAUAAUUGCUAUCCUGAGGUGUUUUUAGAUGUAUUCCUUUUGUAUUUCAUCUUUUAACAUGGAUAACGCUUUUCGUAAGUGAAGCCAUUAGUGACGGGAGUGUUGGCAAGGACCAAAGUUGUUUUGGUAAAAAAUAUUAGUUUCCAUGAUCUGUAAGUGUAGACGUAUCCUUUGUUUUUUUUUUCUUUUUUUCUUUUCAGUUUUUUCCUUUUUUCUAUUUACGUACAAAACCAGAAAAUAGACAAAAAAAUCUGAGCUUACCCAAGAAGAAAAGCUGUCUAUCUUGUGAUCUCAUGUCAGUACAUCUUUAUUGUGUUCAGUCUCUUUUCCUUGGGUAUGUUGUGAUGAACUGCUGUAAAUUUGUACAGUUCAUGUAAAUUGAUUGUGCGGAAGUUGUACAGAUUUCUAUAUUUUGGAAGAAAAGUUUUUUUUUUUCUCUGUAAUAAAAAGAUUUCCUAUCUUGGCAUCAUA
Molecule: messenger RNA, 4802 nt
Organism: Sphaeramia orbicularis (orbiculate cardinalfish)
Lineage: Eukaryota; Metazoa; Chordata; Actinopteri; Kurtiformes; Apogonidae
Gene: btg1
Product: B-cell translocation gene 1, anti-proliferative
Exons: 2
Coding region: 313-864 (183 amino acids)
Biological process (GO): negative regulation of cell population proliferation
Cellular component (GO): cytoplasm; nucleus
Source: RefSeq, a predicted model, not a curated record